Messenger RNA from Entelurus aequoreus (snake pipefish), 3931 nucleotides. RefSeq names its product MAP/microtubule affinity-regulating kinase 4b (gene mark4b). Gene Ontology annotation, biological process: microtubule cytoskeleton organization; intracellular signal transduction; protein phosphorylation. Gene Ontology annotation, molecular function: protein binding; ATP binding; protein serine/threonine kinase activity. The record is from RefSeq and is a predicted model, not a curated record. Lineage: Eukaryota; Metazoa; Chordata; Actinopteri; Syngnathiformes; Syngnathidae. Gene Ontology annotation, cellular component: cytoplasm. Bases 832 to 3213 code for a protein of 793 amino acids. The transcript is spliced from 19 exons.
GAACGCCCCACGGCCAUUGUAGGCGUAGCGGGAGAGAAGCGAACACAUCAAAGCCCUCAAGACUGUCUUCGCUGUCCGUCUACCUCCUCCUGGUGUCACCGCGGUCUCUCGCUAACGGGCCGGUACCGAGUGAUUCACCCGCGGAACAGGAAACACCCGUUUCCCACCAAAGAAGAUCUAUUUUCCUUCUGGCGCCAAUUAUCGUCAAGACAGCGGACACUUUUCAUUCGCCGCAUCCGUCUCUUUAAACGAAGGAUAGGCGCUAAAGACCCCGAGAAGCGUUCUUCCGACCAAGGACGCCAACAUGUCCUCGAAGGUGGCGUCCGUUUGUCGGCUUUUUUUUGGCCACACUUCCUCUUCUGACUCUGCGCUUUUAGUGUAGACAAAGCGGCUAGCUUACUUGCUAGCUAGCGCGCUAGCAAGCGGUGGCCGCUUUUCUGCCUUUUUAAUUGUCCUCAGUGUUAGUUGGCCUUCUCAGCAGAGGACAUUUGCUUCUUAACCUGCGGGAUCAUCUCCUUAGCAGUCGUCUGUCCACCGGAAUGGUGCCAUCGAAACGGCGGAACCAGAGAGAGAACCCCCAUUAGAGGGGGUCAGUCUGGGGAGUUAUUUUCUCUUUUUCUGGAUGAUGCUGAGUUGUGGAGCCUCGGGAGCUGAAUGUAGCUCAUUAUUGGACUCGUUUGACUCUUUGUCGGUGUCCUGAUCCCUGCUGCCGUCACCAUGGACAUUGUAUGAGCGUCCUUUUGGUCCAACGAGGAGUGUUAUUAUUGACAACACGCACAUACACUCUGCUCAUUUCCUUUCUCCCCACCGGAAGUCCACUCAGGGAGCAGCAUGUCUUUACGCAAAGCUCUGCCAGGAAACGAGAGGAACCCUGAUCAUCACACCUCCCUUUCCACCAGCCGCUCAGACAAAGGAACGGGCUGGUCGAGCCGCUCGCUGGGCGCACGAUGUCGAAACUCCAUCGCACUGUGUUCGGACGAGCAGCCGCACAUUGGGAACUACCGGCUGCUCAAGACCAUCGGCAAAGGCAACUUUGCCAAGGUCAAACUGGCGCGGCACAUCCUGACGGGCAGAGAGGUUGCAAUAAAGAUCAUCGAUAAAACACAGCUCAACCCGACCAGCCUGCAGAAGCUGUUUCGUGAGGUACGCAUCAUGAAAACUCUCAACCACCCAAACAUAGUCCAGCUGUUUGAGGUCAUAGAAACGGAGAAGACACUCUACCUCAUCAUGGAAUACGCCAGCGGGGGGGAGGUGUUUGACUACCUCGUGUCUCAUGGCAGGAUGAAGGAGAAAGAAGCUCGGGCCAAGUUCAGACAAAUUGUGUCAGCGGUGCACUACUGCCACCAGAAGCACAUUGUUCACAGAGACUUGAAGGCAGAGAAUUUGCUACUUGAUGCCAACUCCAACAUCAAAAUCGCCGACUUCGGCUUCAGCAACGAGUUCACAGCCGGCAGCAAGCUGGACACCUUCUGUGGCUCUCCGCCUUACGCCGCCCCAGAACUCUUUCAAGGGAAGAAGUACGACGGUCCUGAGGUCGACAUCUGGAGCUUGGGCGUCAUCCUCUACACGCUGGUCAGCGGCUCCCUGCCCUUUGACGGACAAAACUUGAAGGAGCUGCGAGAGCGAGUUCUGAGAGGGAAAUACCGCGUGCCCUUUUACAUGUCGACAGACUGUGAGGGAAUCCUGCGUCGCUUCCUGGUCCUCAACCCAACCAAGCGCUGCUCGCUGCAGCAAAUCAUGAAGGACAAGUGGUUGAACGUGACCUACGAUGGAGAGGAGCUGAAGCCUCACACAGAGCCCGAGGAAGACUUCAAUGAUACCACUCGCAUCGAUGUGAUGGUGGGGAUGGGCUUCACCAGAGAUGAGAUCAGAGAUUCUCUGGUCAGUCACAAGUACAAUGAAGUGACGGCGACGUAUCUGCUACUGGCGCGCAAGACGGAGGUGAAGGCUGAAAACACUGUGACCCGGUCCGUCAGCAAUCUCAGUCUAGCUCGAGUCCGGCCCGGUGCCCUCGCCAACGGGACCAGCAAACACUCCACUUCCUCCUCCGGCGCAACGUCCUCCUCAGCGGCCCACAAGCCACAGCGCAGCGUCUCGACCUACCAGCGCCAGAGACGACACUCUGACUUCUGUGGUCCGGCUGCUCCGGUGUCCACACACCCCAAGCGCAGUCCCAGCGGCGUGGGAGAAGGGGCGGCGCUCAGAGAGGAGAGGUUGUCGGUCCGCAAGCCCAGCAACAAUACAGUUAGCGCUCGGAGCAUCCCGGCCCCCUCCAGUCCCAUGGUCAGCUCCGCUCACAAUCCAAAUAAAGCGGAGAUACCAGACCGACGCAAGGAGGCCAACUCCACCACGAAUAACGUCUCUGCUAGUGCCAUGACUCGAAGGAAUACAUAUGUGUGCACGGACCGCUCCGGCACUGACAGGCACUCGCUGCUGCAAAAUGGCAAAGAAAACAGUGCCCUCUCCCACCGCCUGCCCCCGGCCUCCCCCUCCACCCACAGCAUCGCCGGCGCGUCAGGCGUGUCCUCUACGCCCUCCUCACGUCUCUCCAGGGGCUCCACGGCGAGGAGCACUUUCCACGGCGGGCAGAUCAGGGACCGCCGGCCGACCUCGCACGCCGCACCGGCGUCCCCCACACCGUCUCAUGACGCCAGCCCCCUGCCCCACGCCAGGACACCCCGCACCACAAGCAACCUGCUGAGCAAGAUCACCUCCAAGCUGACACGCAGGGUCACUCUUGACCCUUCUAAACGUCAGAGCUCAAACAAAUCCAUGUCGGGCUGCACCCUCCCACAGGGGACAAAAACAGUUAGGUCACAGACGAACCUGAGAGAAUCAGCAGAUCUCCGGUCACAAGAGUCUCAGGGUAACAGCAGCAGUCGCCAUCUAUCUGGGCAUCAAAAAGCGGCAGAGCCCCGGACCCCCCGAUGCGGCUGGGAUGUGAGGGUGCGGAGCCCCCGCGACCCGGCCGAGGUGGUGCUCGCGCUGCGCGAGGCGGCCCAGGGCUGCGGCUGCCAGGUCCACCUGGCCGGGCCCUUCCUGCUGUCGUGCACCCACGGCGCGGCCGGCACUCGCGUGGCCUUCGAGGCCGAGGUGUGCCAGCUGCCCGGCGGGCUGGGCCAGAGCAGCGGCGUCAGGUUCAAGCGCCUGUGGGGGGCGCCGUUAGCAUUCAGAGACAUCGCCACCAAAGUAUCGAAGGAGCUGGAGCUCUGAGAGCGACCGGAGGCGGGGCAGAGUGGCGACGAGAGGUGAGGAAGAAGAAAAACGAGGUGCAAGCUCCUCCCCCAUCCCUCCUUUUAGCUCCGCCUUUUCUGCUGUGACUGGCGACGCCUCGCCUCUGCCAAAGACCUUGUUUCCAAUCACAUGGCUGCAGUGACAUGCUGAAACAAACACCGCGUUAAAGAGCCCAUCAAGUCAAUUUAGUUUUUAUUAGAUUUGUCAUCAUUCCUUUUUAAAGAGCUGCUAUUUAUAGUCAGGUUUUCAUGAAGUUUCUAAGUUGAUUCUCUUUGACAGACAAUGUUCUCUUGUAGCAGAAGUCACAUGUUGUAGUGAUGCACUCUGGCCACUAGAGGGAGACAUGCAGCGUAUGCAGAGACUUUAUGAGCGCAGUUUGAUGUUACUGCUUUUAUCAAAAUGAUUUCCUGCUAGAAGUGUUUUUGCUCAUUACAGUUGGUUCAUGCUCACACACCUUUAGACGAGCAACGUCCGCAUUCUUACAGUGUCGGAAGACAUUCUGCCCCCUGCUGGUUAGACCUGUUACAGCUUGCACACGUCACCAACAAAUUAAAUUCUUCUAUGAAUGUCCAAAGUGUGGCCUGGGGGAAAUGUUCAGCCCACGUUAAGUUUAUUGUUCCUCUGUAUAAUGUAAAAAAGAUAUAUAUAUAUAUAUAUAUAUAUAUAUAUAAUGUACAUACAUAUAUGUAUGUUUGUG